AUGUCCGCCCUCGCCGUCAACGCCACGGGCUGCGCCUCUGCAGCGUUUACCAACACCACCCUUUUCGGAGCUCAAAUCCACUCAGUUGAAGCCAACCUUGUCACCGAUUACAGUUUCAAUGUACCCAAGGGCUGGACGUAUUCACAGCCGGCUCUUGACGUGCAGAAUGCCACCUUUUGUAACGUCACGGUGACUUACAGCCACACAACUCAGGACGACAAUAUCAUUGUGGAAGCUUGGCUGCCAACCCAAGAGAACUACAACGGUCGACUUCAGGCAGUUGGAGGUGGCGGCUGGACGCCGGGUCGCUUCAUUCUCAGCUACGCUGCCAUGACCAACGCGGUCGCCAGUGGCUAUGUUACCGUCACCACCGAUGCUGGGAUCCCCACCGCUCAAAAUCCCACCGACUGGCUGUUGAAGAGCCCCGGAGUUCUCGACACGAAUGCGCUGCAAAACUUUGGCCAAGUCGCCAUGAAAGACGAGGCUGUCAUUGUGAAGCAACUUAUUUCAUCUUACUACGGUCAAGAGCCUCUCUAUUCCUAUUGGAAUGGCUGCUCUCAAGGUGGCCGCAUGGGCAUGAAGGUCGCGCAGCAGUACCCAGAUGUCUACGACGGCAUCAUGGCGGCUGCCCCGGCGCUGAACUGGGCCGAGUUCUACAUCAACUCUAUCUGGCCUAGCUUCUACAUGGAGAACACGCAACAGUUCCCUCGCAACUGCGAGCUCAACGCUCUCACUACUCUCGGAAUUGCUGCUUGUGACGGUUUAGAUGGUGUGAAGGAUGGACUCAUCAGCGACCCUGAAGCUUGCCGGGCCGCCUUCGAUCCCUUCAGCCACGUCGGCGACUCUUUCUUCUGCUCUACAACCAACACCACACUCGCAAUCACCCAAGCCGCCGCCGCCGUUGCCAACGCCUCAUGGACCGGACCCCGCUUCUCGAAUGGAAAGUUCUUGUACGAUGGCUAUGAAAUCGGAAGCGAUCUCUCAGUCAUUGCUCCGACCAGCUGCACUGGAGAGGUGUGCACCAGCGCUGGCCGUGCAAACAUCCUCUUCCCCUGGCAAGCCUUCGUUAUGAAAGACCCGAGCGCAACGCUUCCUAACAUCACUGAUGGAACUUUUGACACCAUCUACCGCGCUGUCAAGUUGACCUUUGCUUCCAGCAUGGAGACCGACGAAGCCGACCUGCGAGACUUCAGAGACGCCGGCGGAAAGCUGAUGACCUACCACGGACUUGCCGAUCAAAGCAUCUCUCCGGGAGGCACACUUCGCUACUACAACAAGGUCGCAGACUUUGUCGGGAACGUCACCUCGUUCUACAAGUACUACCGCGUGCCCGGCCUUGAACACUGCUGGGGAGGUAACGGCGGCCAACCCGAGCAGAUGUUUUCGCAGCUUCGAGCUUGGGUUGAGAAUGGCACUGAACCUCAAUCUUCGCCGGUUGUUGUAACGGCCUCCAACAACACUGCUCAGCAGCAGAUCUUGUGCGCCUACCCUCAGAAGGCCACCAUGGAUACUUCUUGCUCCAGUGCCAACUCCACGCUUUGCUGGUCUUGCUCCGAGUAA
Colletotrichum chrysophilum is the source of this 1560-nucleotide messenger RNA. RefSeq lists its product as uncharacterized. Bases 1 to 1560 code for a protein of 519 amino acids. The transcript is spliced from 3 exons. The record is from RefSeq and is a predicted model, not a curated record. NCBI's taxonomy places the organism in Eukaryota, Fungi, Ascomycota, Sordariomycetes, Glomerellales, Glomerellaceae.